AGCAGCAUUCAUACAUUACUGAGGAGGAUGCUAUUUUUGUUGUUACGAGCUCCCUGGAUUUUGCAGAAAUUAAGUACUGUAUUAGAUAAUGUAUGAUUGUAAACCAUCCGCAGGACCGUGAUUGGCUGCCGGUCGCAGACUUUAAAUACACUGGCCAAUUAAAUAGCACGGAGAUUGUCCGUUCAUCAGUAGUCGGCAGGUGAUCGUGACUGCGAUGCGGUAGUGCAGUUCAGCAUGAAUUUACAAAAUCAGACGCUGUCUGUAGCUAUUUCAGCUCAAACGGACAAUUUACCCUGGGCAUCGAUGUCUGGAGUGAACACAACGCCGGAGAGCUCGAUAGAACCAUGUGGCGAAGCACUGCUUGGCCUAGAAGCAUGGGGUCUUGUACGCACCUCUCUGAUAGUACUUUUAAGUGUUGCAACGUGCGUAACAAAUUUCGUUGUUAUAGUAAUUCUUCGUCUAAACGAUGGUCUUCAUUCGGUUUCCGGUACAUUCACUUCAGGAGUUGCUAUAGCAGAUUUAUUCAUAGGAUUACUUAUCAUCCCACCUAAUGUGCUUGAUUCGUCGUACCCAGACGUUUGGAAUAACUCCCGACCAAUGUAUUACGUCUGGGUAACGUUAGACUAUUUUCUUUCAAUUACGAGUAUUUUAAGUAUGAUUUUAUUGAAUUUAGAUCGUUUUUGGUCCAUUACUUAUCCGAUCAAAUAUAUUCGAUUACGGACCAAACGUCAUGCCAUUAUGAUGAUAGCAAUUAUUUGGGGAAUUGUAUUUGUGAUUGUUAUACCUUUUGCUAUCACCUGGAAAUAUGUGUACCCUGAUGCCGAACCGGUGUCGGCGCGUUCAAAUUUCGUGCAAUACGGAGCUGCAUCUUGGUAUUUCGCUACUGGUUCAGUGUUCGUGUUUGUUAUACCAUUGUGUAUUACAUGUGCAAUGUAUUUCCAUAUUAUUAAAGCCAUUCAGAAGCGGUCAACAAUGGCGAUUGGCCGGAUGAGCGCUGGUAGCAUGGCCUCAAAGAACUCGAAAAAAGACAGUGAGAACGCAUACAGUUUGGUAAGCCAGAGUGACAUCUGGCAUUUGCAAUCCCUCUAUGACAGUGCUGUCAAUAGCCCUACUCAUUCUGCUGCGUGGAACAAUCGUUAUAUCGUAAACAACAGAAGUGUUGGGUGUUACGCUAGUAUUGAUGAAGAGGCUGAGAGUGACGAUCAAGAAAAAAAGUCCAAGGCAGGAAGUUCAUUAGAAGGAGAACAAGACGACUUUUCUCUCUUCGAGUCUGGCCGUACAAUGAAUCAUAAAGUUGAAACGACUGUUGGCAGUUCCUCUACAUCGGGUGUUUCAAAGGAGCCAUCAGGAUGUGUAGAGGCGUCAACUUUGGAAGUGGCCGAUAGCGAAAUUGUCGUCACACAAGCGAAACAGGAGAUAUUGAGCGUAACCAAUCUGAGUCAAGCCGAAAACAUCCAUCAUGUAUGUCAAAAUGGCCGUCCAAAUGGCGUCAUACCCAUUACCGCGGCCGAACGAGAUAAAGACCGUAAGCUGAAAGUCGACAACACUCCUGUUAAAUCGCAUAUAAAAAACGGUGAUGUACGUAGUAGUAACAAUAAUUCAAACACAUCUAGUCAAACACAGAAACGUAUAAGUCAAAGGUAUCUUACACGUCAAGGUUUGAGUGACAGUUGGCUGCCGCGUAAUGGUCAUACGACACGGCGAAUGCGUGGCAAGUUGUCGUUGCCACAGGGUACUGACGAUCACCCAUUACAAAUUAGGCCGAUUUUAAGCCUCCGACAAAGCGCUUCAAGUCCUCAACUACCCAGCACGACUUCCUCACCGAUGAUACCAAACCACACGUCAUCGAAUGGACACGCUACACUUCUAGGAAAUAAGCGCCGAGAUAUAAAGCGCAAUGGAGAUUAUUUCGCAAGCAAUCCAUCGUUUCGAGGCUCCACGGGAUCGGUACGCGCACGAUUACGCCAUUCGUUGACUGGCCUCAGUGGUCGUGGUAGUAAAGUUCUUUUAAUACUAAAACGAGCUCAGAAAGCUGCAAAACAGCUUGGCGUGAUUCUGACAUGUUUUCUGAUAUGUUGGAUGCCUUACUUCGCACAGGUUAUCGUUUACGCGAUCUGCCCAAACUGCACAAAGCCCAAACUUAUGACCAUUGCUGUGUACAUGGGCUAUGUCCAUUCACUCUGCAACCCUAUAUUGUACAUUACGUUUAACCUGCGAUUUCGGAAGGCAUUUCAAAAGGUGAUUUGUCCUUGCUAUACCCCUCGAAGAUGGUAUCACAAACAGGCAUUACGCCAUGGGUCACGUGAGCAUCAAUUGAGCCGUUUGUACUCUGAAGCUCAGUUGUGAGUCAGUCUGCGAUUCUGAUGCAACGGAUAUUUCUAUUUUGAUAUUAAGAUAUAUAUAUAUAUAUAUAUAUAUAUAUAAUAUAUAUAUAUAUAAAAUAUAUAUAUAUAAAAUAUAUAAUAUAUAUAUUUCGAUGUUUAUUAUUAAAUGUUGUGAUAUUAUAAGCUGUGCUGGUGAACAAGCUUUAUUAUUCUAUAUAUUUGAACACGUCCUUGAAAGAUAUCUCGGGAGAUGUGGUUUGAUAUUGAACACGAAUCCUAACGAAAGAAAAGGUUUUAUGAAAAGCAGGGUGCUAGUGGAAUUUUCUAAAGACUUAAAUAUGAUUAAUGGACCAAAUGAAACGAUGGGCUUGAGUACAACGCAUUCUCGCGUUAGCAACGCAUUGAUCUGUGACACUUGCUUGCAAUUACGUGUGGGUUCACCCCACUGAGAGUUGGAUUUGGUUUUGUUACGUAUGUGACGAUUCCGGAAUCAUGUUGUGUAGAGUUUUUACCUCCUUGUGUACCAGAAUAAUGGUUUUUUUGCACUAACUAUUUUGUUAUAAUAUCCUUGACAUUUUAACUGAACAAAGGAAUAAUUAAUUUCUAAAGGAGUUUUAUAUUGGCAUACGUCAUACUGAUUACUACAACACACGUUCACAUCGUAUAUCUGAACAAGAGUAACCAAAUUCAAUUUCCGAUGAUCACGAAUAAAAUAAGCAGAAAUCACAGGGACCCUGUAUGUAUUCUCUGGUAUUAUUUUAUAUUUAUUUAUAAUGUAUUUAUAUAUUUAAUAAUAAUUAUAUAAAAUAAAUUGAUGAUAAUUGUGUAUCGCCUGUUGAACAGAUAAAAGAGUAAAAUAGAAAAGAAUAAAUUUUAUAAAGUGAUUUGAUAUCAUUCGGUAAUCUAUAUAUUGAAAUUAUUUUUUAUGUUUUAUUAUGGUCAAAUCCAUGCUAUACAAAGAAACCAAAUUCAAACAUGCUUUUUGAAAAAUAUAUUAUAUAAAACAAGCCUAUACUUAUAUAUUUGUAUGUUUAUAUUUGUUUAUGUUGUGUAUAUUCUUAGCAUAGGCCUAUUGUUAAUUUGGUAUGCAAUAUUAAGGCUUGCAGAGCCCUAUUUAUAAUGUUUAUAUUAUCUAUAUAUGCAUGCUCAUAACGAUGAUUUCCGUGUUGGUAUAAAAGAAUAGAAACUGCAUGUGACAC
Anneissia japonica is the source of this 3523-nucleotide messenger RNA. Its product is annotated as histamine H1 receptor-like. NCBI's taxonomy places the organism in Eukaryota, Metazoa, Echinodermata, Crinoidea, Comatulida, Comatulidae. Gene Ontology annotation, biological process: G protein-coupled receptor signaling pathway, coupled to cyclic nucleotide second messenger; chemical synaptic transmission. Gene Ontology annotation, molecular function: neurotransmitter receptor activity; G protein-coupled serotonin receptor activity. The record is from RefSeq and is a predicted model, not a curated record. The transcript has a single exon. Bases 235 to 2346 code for a protein of 703 amino acids. Gene Ontology annotation, cellular component: dendrite; membrane.